Molecule: messenger RNA, 2284 nt
Organism: Tribolium madens (black flour beetle)
Lineage: Eukaryota; Metazoa; Arthropoda; Insecta; Coleoptera; Tenebrionidae
Product: tetratricopeptide repeat protein 39C-like
Exons: 8
Coding region: 107-2125 (672 amino acids)
Biological process (GO): cilium assembly
Source: RefSeq, a predicted model, not a curated record
CCAUGAAUGAACACCCUUGAAUCGUGUCACACUGACGUUUCUGUCAAAACACCCUCAAAAUUUCAAGUGAACAUCCCUCCAAAAUGCCGCACUAGAUCAGGCAGAGAUGGCUUCAAACGUUCCGGAAAAAAACGAAGACAACGUGCCUGAUUGGGUACUGGCAAAGCGGGGAAUCAACUACUUAAUCAACAACAAUGCGAAAGAAGCCCAAGAGUUGUUUUCGUCGUUUCCGGAGAGUCUUCCGAUGUGUGCAGGGUAUUCCUUUGCUGCGUUCAUGGAUGCCUUAAUGACUUUCGAAGACGAUAAACUUAAUUUGGCAACUUCAGUGCUUAAAGAAAUUGAACGAAAGUGCACUUCUGAAACUGGAUGGUUCAAAUCGAUGAAAAAAGCGUUUGGUUCGAGUGAUAAUUGCUCAUUGGCUGAGAAUUUGGAGACACAGAUUAUUUUAGCGGACUCUCAAGUGUGUCUCGCGAUUUUAACCUUCCUCCAACAGGACAUUUCGGGGUAUUUCAAGGGCGGGUGGGUGUUGAGGAAGGCAUGGAAGGUCUACCAGAGCACCUACCAGGAGAUCCUCCAGUUGUAUAAAGAACUCGGUGGCGAGAUUGGCACCCAACUCCCAGAAGCCGUAGUGGAGCAACCAAUGAGUCCCGAGUGUAGUCCAACCGGUUCCGAGGCGAGCAAAUCCGAUCCUUUAAACGGGUAUACCAAAAAAAUCCCUUACUCCCAAUCCGCGAUCCUCACUCACACUCACUCCCAAACCGAGUCCUCCUCCGGUACCUCCACUCCCAAUUCGAUGAAAAACAAUUGCAGUCGGUCUAGCAUAGACGCGUCUGCAAUUUCCUUCCUCAAAAAAUCUUUUUCGGUCAAUAGCGCUUUAUCUAAACACACCAAAACCGAUUGGUUCACCAGUUCACUCUCGUUGGCUUAUUUCACUUCAACUUUUCACUUAUUUUCGCCAACAGAGAAACUGAGAAGUGCUCAAAUCGAUAAAGCGACGAUUGAGAGGUUAAUGGGGGCUGUCUCGUUCGGUUAUGGGUUGUUUCAAUUGGGUAUUUCAUUACUACCCCCUUCGUUACUCCGACUCACUAAUUUUCUCGGUUUUGGUGGGAACCGACAAAACGGAAUUGCGUGUUUGAUGUAUGCGAGAGAAGGGAUUGACAUGAGGGCACCUCUAGCAACUUUAUCUCUACUGUGGUAUCAUACAAUAGUUAGACCGUUUUAUGCCCUUGAUGGUAGUAAUGUCCAAGCUGGGGUCAAUGCAGCAACUCAAUUGUUGCAAGAAUCGGAGGAAGAGUACGGCCAAAGUGCCCUUUUCCUAUUUUUCAAAGGGCGAGUCAAUCGAUUAAAUAGUGACAUUCCAAACGCUUUAAAGUCGUUUCAAUCAUCGGUGGAAAACGCAACUCAACGCGAAAUCAAGAUUUUGGCCCUUCACGAAGUCGGGUGGUGUCAUUUGAUCCAAUUAGAUUACUGCAACGCCGAGAACACUUUCUCUUAUUUGAAGUCUUGGAGUCGUUGGAGUCGCGCGUUUUACAGUUAUUUAGCUGGAAUUUGUUGUGGUUCUUGUCAAAAUUCAACAAAUUUGACCAACAUUAAGGAAAUUAAAACGGGGGUGACCCUUGGUACUAAGGGUAACCAAUUGGAUGAGUUUUUGUCCCGUCGUGCCAAAUGUUGUCCGUCCGAUGAUGACGAAUUGUCCAUUUUGCCCCCAAUUUUCUGGAAAUUGUUAGUUUACGAAAUGCUGUAUUUGUGGAACGCUUUGCCCAGCUGUUUGCCCCAGAAUAUCGAGCAAAUUAAGCGAGAUUGUGAACAAGUCGGGGAUGGGGAGGAGCCAAUGUUGGCGUUGUCGAAGUUGAUUUUGGGGUGUUGUCAUUGCAUCCAAAGGCAGUUUGAGGCAGGGAUUGAGAAUUUUCGAUUGUGUUUAAACUUGAGGAAGGGGUGUCCGAACAAUGCUGUUGAUGCUCAUAUUUCUGCGUUCUCACAUUACGAAUUAGGAGCUUUAUUAAUAAAAACAAACGAAACGAAAGCUGAAGGCAAAUUGUUACUACAAAGCAUAGCUCAGUAUAAAGAUUACGAUUUUGAGCAGCGGCUCAAUGUGAGAGUCCAUUCAAUGCUGAAACAACUGUAGACCAAGAAAUAGUGACAAUAUUACAAUAAUACCGAUUGCAAUAUAUUAAAGUAAUUUUAUACCUACCUACUGAAAUGUAGUGCACGGAAAACGACCUGUUUUUGCUUAAUAAAAAAAAUGUAACCGCUUCAUCUAAGAAAAUUAAAUUUUUAUAAUAGU